GUCAUUCCGGAGGAGGCGGAACAGUACACGACAGUGUCCAUGCAGAACGAAGCUUACGACGAGAUGUCCAGACGUGAACGUGAGAUGGAACAGGAGGCGCACAGCGUGGCGCCACCCAGCUUCUCACAGGACAUCCACUGUGGCCAGCCCAACGUUGGCGAGGGACAGCCGGUGCGUAUUAUGGGUGAGAUCACACCUUACGACGGCUCGCUUAAAGUUGAUUGGCUGAAGGACGGCCAGCCAAUUGUGAUAGAAGCACCAGUCCAGUCAGAAUGGUCUGCUCGGCUUCUGCUGAAGUUUGCUCUCCAGGCCAAACAACAACGUCAGGCUUGUAGAGGUCCAGAAGCCGACUGGGAAGUCACCACCACAGAGGCUAGAUUCUUUUCCAAACUUGUCGACUAG
Messenger RNA from Dibothriocephalus latus, 402 nucleotides. NCBI's taxonomy places the organism in Eukaryota, Metazoa, Platyhelminthes, Cestoda, Diphyllobothriidea, Diphyllobothriidae. The record is from the annotation of a GenBank genome assembly.